AUGUCGUUCAGCACUGAAUGGAUUCCUGGCGCUACUUUUUCUGGUCGCGCUUUUCCCGACGACGCAGCCGGUACCCCUUUGUCCACUGCACCCGCUCCUCGUUCAAAUGAUGGAGAUUCCCUUGCCUCUGGCGAUAGCUCAAUUGCUUCUGACGAUGAGGAAAAGAUCGCCAACGAUGGCAAAGGUAAUAGCGAUAACAACGAAGCCGUUAUUUCAACCGGUCCUAACGCCGUUGCUUUUGCGCCGGGGGCAUCACCGCCUGUUUAUCGCCUUGCGGCGCUGCCUCUUGGUUCUCCUGAGAACCCGAUCGAAAUAGAGGAUGAAGAUGCGGCUAACCAGCCAAGAAAUAAUGAAGAAGUGAAUGACUAUGGGCGACUAAACAGCCCCAGGUUCGAUCCAGUCGAGAUUGUUCCUUUUCAAGCGACGGUUGUUGACGAGGAAGACGUCCUUCGUGCUUGA
This is a messenger RNA of Puccinia graminis f. sp. tritici CRL 75-36-700-3, 459 nucleotides long. RefSeq lists its product as uncharacterized. NCBI's taxonomy places the organism in Eukaryota, Fungi, Basidiomycota, Pucciniomycetes, Pucciniales, Pucciniaceae. The record is from RefSeq and is a predicted model, not a curated record. The coding region runs from base 1 to 459 and encodes 152 amino acids. The transcript has a single exon.